Molecule: messenger RNA, 854 nt
Organism: Trichoplax adhaerens
Lineage: Eukaryota; Metazoa; Placozoa; Uniplacotomia; Trichoplacea; Trichoplacidae
Exons: 7
Coding region: 1-690 (229 amino acids)
Cellular component (GO): proteasome core complex
Molecular function (GO): threonine-type endopeptidase activity
Source: RefSeq, a predicted model, not a curated record
AUGGCCGUUAAUUUAAUAACCAAUAGUAAUGAUACUGCCUUUAGCGAUAGCUCGCCAGAUUGGCUGAAUUCUGAAGUGAUGACUGGGACAACAAUUAUGGCAGUUGAAUACGACGGUGGCGUAGUAAUUGGUGCGGAUUCUCGAACAACGUCUGGAUCCUAUGUUGUUAAUCGGGUAACAGACAAGUUAACGCGGAUUAGUGAUAGUAUUUACUGCUGUCGAUCCGGUUCCGCUGCUGAUACGCAAGCAAUUGCAGAUAUUGUUGCCUACAGCCUAAACUUUCACAAGAUGGAACUAGAUGAAGAACCCCUAGUUGAAACUGCGUCGAGUAUAUUCCGCGACAUGUGUUACAGAUAUAGAGACAGCAUGGUAGCAGGAAUUAUUUGUGCUGGUUGGGAUUGCUUCAAGGGUGGCCAGGUUUACGUUAUUCCUCUUGGUGGCAUGUGCGUACGUCGGCCAUUUACUAUUGGUGGUUCUGGUAGUACUUACAUCUACGGAUAUUGUGAUGCCCACUAUAAGCCUAAUAUGAGCAAAAACGAAUGCUUGGAUUUUGUAAAACAAGCUGUUGCUCUGGCAAUGUCUCGGGACGGAUCUUCAGGUGGCGUGAUUCGCUUAGCUUCCAUUGAUAAAGAUGGAAUAAAUCGAACAAUCAUUUCUGGCGAUAAAUUACCAACUUUUUAUGACGGAUAAUCUUAAUUAAUUAUUAUAACUAUUACACGAAAAGGUUUGAUCUUAAAAAUGUUGUUAAUACUACCUGUAUUCUACUGUAGUGUAUCGUACUUACGGCCGUUGCUGUCAUACUGGUUAUCAUGUUAUUGUUCUGAAAUGUUUUCUUGUAAUAAAUAGAAUCUUUC